Molecule: messenger RNA, 4161 nt
Organism: Penicillium daleae
Lineage: Eukaryota; Fungi; Ascomycota; Eurotiomycetes; Eurotiales; Aspergillaceae
Exons: 1
Coding region: 1-4161 (1386 amino acids)
Molecular function (GO): protein binding
Source: RefSeq, a predicted model, not a curated record
AUGGAUCCGUUGAGCUUGGCAGCCAGCAUUGCUGGAGUUGCGACGGCCGCGUUCCAGAUCAUCGGGUACCUGGGGACGGUCGCUUCAGGAGGGAAAGAGCGGCUAUCGCUUCUUCAGGAAUUGUCGAAUUUGUGGAUCACGAUUACAGCCCUUCAAGCUCUACUUGCCCCGGAUGGAAAUGUCAUUGACAAGGAAAACUUGCCGCCGCAAUUAUUGUCACUUUUCGAUUCGGACGGGAUUCUAAAGGAGCUUGAAGGUCUAGUCAAGGAUGUUGAGUCCAAACUCAAGUCUCGUUCGCCGCGUGGGAGCAUUCGGCAAACGCUGGCAUGGCCGCUUGCAAAGGCAGAUGUGAUCCAACUUGUGGCGAAGAUUUCUCGGAUGCAGCAGACACUGCAUUUUGCCUUGGAACAAUCUAACUAUGCGCUCACGCAAGAGAUCCACCGGGAUGGGCAGGCAAUGAAAGCCACUAUGGACGAAACGCGACUGAAGGAGAUGAUUGACUGGCUGUCUCCACUGAAUUUCGUCGCAAAGCAAAGCCUCCUUUUCAAAGAGCAGCAUGAAGGAACCUGUAAAUGGUUUCUUGGAUGCGAAGACUUUCGCGCAUGGAAGGAGAGCGACAACGCCAUUCUUUUCUGUCCGGGAAUUCCAGGCGCUGGCAAAACCCUACUGUCAUCCAUUGUGGUGAAUGAACUGGACAAACUUCGCCUCAGUGAGAGAGGUGGGGUCAAAAACGCGGCAAUCUUGAUGUUGUACUGCAAAUGGGACGACUCGCAGUCCCAAUCGAUCAACGGUCUACUCGCAAGCUUGGUCAAGCAGAUCGCACAGCGCUAUGGUGUUGUUUGGGAAGGGACGUCUGAGAUGUUCUCCAAACAUUGCAAGGCCGGCACGAGCCCUGGUGCCGAUGAGUAUGUGUCGGCUCUCAACUCUGAGCUUCGGCAUUUUCCCAAAACAUUUAUUGUUGUCGAUGGGCUCGAUGAACUGCGAGAGGAGAAAAGCAGGCUGUUGCUUCUGGAAACCCUCGCGUCGCUGGACGCAAAGGUCAAUCUGAUGGUUACAUCUCGACCUAUUAGUAACAUCACGCGACAUUUCGCCGAUAUCCAAAGGAAGAUUUUUUGCGAUGGCUGCGAGAAGGACAAUCAGCGCUAUCAAUUCCACUGCUCCGACUGCGAUGAACAAGUUUCUGACGGGUUUGAUCUCUGCGAAGAGUGCCAUGACAAGGGAGAACGAUGUGGUCACAAAGGCCACAUUCUUGUCAAGCAAUUCAACAGCACCAGAAUGGACAUCACUGCCAUGGAACAAGACUUACUAGCCUAUGUAAAGUGGCGAGUUGGUUCAUCAGACUUCCUUCAGCGUUGUGUGGAUACCAAAACCGGCCUAAUGGCAGACAUUGUAGAGACAGUCGUUGAACAGAAUGACGGGAUGUUUCUCCUGGCAAAAUUCAAUAUGGAUACACUUGCGUCCAAGCUGCGGCCAGGAGAAGUCGUUGAAGCUCUGAAUGUCCUUCCAAAAGAGUUGAAUGGUACAUACAAUGAUGCUAUGCUCCGAAUCAAGGACUUGCCUGAAAGCCAGAAGGAAGUAGCGAUGGACUUUCUCCGCUGGGUCGUCUUUGCUGAACGCCCUUUGGAGUGUCGUGAGAUUGAGCAUGCAAUCGCUAUCACUGAAAGAGGCCGGGACAUUGACCCUGACAAUAUCAUUCGAGUUCAAAUCCUGGCAUCGAUGUGUGCCGGCUUGGUGAAAUUCGAUGAAUCAGACUGUGUCAGGCUAGUUCACUACUCAGCCAAGAAUUAUUUUUCCGAAGUCGAAAAUCAGGAUCGGUGGUUUCCUGAUGGUGCUAUAAAGCUGACCUCCAACUGCUUGACGUACCUCAUGUUUGACGAGUUCAAGCAGGGAGCCUGCUCAGGCCCUUCUGAAGCCACCGAUUUCGAUGCAAGAGUCAAGGCGUACCCAUUUUUGCAAUAUGCCGCGGAGCAUUGGGGCAAGCAUCUUCUUAAGAACCCGCGUGAUGAUCUGUAUGAUGUUGCACGAGCCCUUAUUCUUGACCCUCAACGUUUCGCAGCUAUAUCACAGGCAUUGUGGUAUUUCGAUGAUGAGGAUUCGGCUAGCUGGGCCGGCAAGGAUGGCAGCACUCCCCUACACCUUGCUACCCACUUUGGCUUGAAUAAGUUGGUGGUCGAGCUCCUCGCAAAUGGAAUCGAUCCCGAUGUCCGAGAUUUGAAUGGCGUUACACCUCUGGCUUUGGCUGCUGUUCGUGGCCUUCACGAUGUAGCUUCAACUUUGAUCGCUGCUGGUGUAAAUGUGAACUCUGUGGACAAUCUCGGAAGCACUCCAUUAUAUAGCGCAGCUCAAAACGGCCAUCAGACCACAGUGAAACUUCUCCUAGAUCAGGAGAAUAUUGAUGUGAACCUCAUCGUCACAGAAGUUACACCUCUGAUGACUGCUGCCUACCAAGGACACAUUGACGUGGUAAGGGCCUUCUUGCACAAGCCUGGUCUUGACAUCAACAAAGGCUCCAGGUCUCGCAGAACAACUGCCUUGAUGCAUGCGGCUCUUGGUAACGAGCGGGAAGUGGUCGAUGCACUUCUGACACAUCCUGCUAUCGACAUCAACGCGCAAGACAAAGCUGGCUCUACCGCUCUGCUUAUGGCUGCAGAGGACGGUCAUCGUCACAUUGUCGAGAGCCUCCUCGAUCAUCGUGCGGAUACCGAGGUCCAGCAAGAGGGUUCGCUUGGAACUGCCCUCAAUCGAGCAAUUGAUUACAAUUGGAUACCCGUUGUUGAACUGCUCCUCGAUCGGGGUGCAAACGUUCACCACAAGGAUGUGUUCCAGCGAGGGAUGCUACAUUCUGCUGCUAUCAAUGCCCGGAGUGAAAUUAUCGAUAUCCUCUUAAAAUUUGAUUCCACCUUGAAUGUCAACAUGCAGGACGUAAACGGAAAGACAACACUUCACGACGCGGCCCGCUCUGGAUCUGCAGCGACAGUCAGGAUUCUGCUUACCCACGGUGCGGACCCGACCAUUAAAGACAGCUAUGGCCGGACACCCAUCUAUGUCGCCCGCGAGACCAAUCAAACUGCUAUUCUAGAGAUACUCCGAGUAGCAAGACUGGCAGAGAAAAAGCGGGCAACCGAUGCUGAGCUUCCUAGUAAGGCUCCUCAACGGACCGCAACUGGCACCAUCAUUCAAUCGCCCAUGCGUACAGACACGGAGUUUUCAGUCAACGAGCCAUUGUCCAUAUGGGCAUUGUCUAGCGCCGAGUCAAUUGAAGAGCUCCGCACACGACUUCCAAUUGCCACUGCAUCCGAGAUUAGUGCACAGGAUCCGGAUGUCGGUGACUCGGCUCUCCAUUACAGUGCUACUCGCAACAACGUCGAGAUAGCUCGCUUGCUGAUCGAGUUUGGCGCCCCUUUGAACUUGUCCAAUAACUACGGUCGGACCCCUCUACAUCUGGCAGCUCUUUACAACAGCACAGAAGUUGCAAAUAUCCUCAUAGAUGCAGGUGCUGAGGUUAACUUAAAAGAUAUAUGGGGCGAAUCCGCCUUGUCAACCGCUACAGUAUAUGACGAGAGCAUCAGUGCUGUUCUGGUUGACCGUGGUGCUGCUUUACCCCAAGAUCGUCGCGAGCUGAACACCAUUCUCGAUAUAGCCGUCAUGUCUGGGAAUAAAGGCGCUGUUCGAAAGCUAGUGACUGCUGGUGCGGAGGUUUGGAGGAAGAAUGCGCUGGGACAUACACCAUUUGCCUUGGCACGGGUCUAUAACCAUGAGGAUAUUGCCAAUUUGCUUUUGGAACUUGGGAAACUCUCUGACAUGCCAUCAUCCCAAGAAUCCAUAGAUAUGCCAGAAGAAGGAGCUUUGUCCUCAGACCUGGCCCAGAAGGAGACUGGUGUUGAGUCGACAUCGACAGUAUUCUCAGAAGACACCGAAAUCUCAACUCUGUCUCCAGAGUUUGUGUCAUCUACUGAUGAUUCUGGGAAGAACUUUGAUUCAACAGAUGGCUCUUUGAAGGAAGACGUCCAGGAGAUGAAGAGCACCACAGUUAAGCCUUCCGUGAUAGUCAAGAGCAGCCCGGCAGCCCACUGGUUGAAUAUCAUAUUCCCCCACAGCUGGGUCCUUUGGAUCCUUAUAGCUGUACUGGGUAUACUUGCUGCUACCUUGUCUGCAUCAUGA